GGACAAAAUAGGGGUACUUGUAUGCCACUUCUCUUUGUGCUGAGUUUUCUGGUGAUAUCACAACCUGGCCAUGGAGCAGUCCAUCUGAACAUCACAGAAGGUUGCAAACUCAUCUUCCCUCCUUGGGACGGUGGGAUCCGCUACAGAGGCCUGACCCGUGAACAGGUGAAGACCGCCCACUUCCUUCCUUUCGACUAUGAGAUUGAAUACGUCUGCCGUCCAGAGAGAGAAAUUGUGGGGCCCAAAGUACGAAAAUGCCUCCCUAACGGGACCUGGACAGACAGUGAGGUUCAAAGCCGCUGCUUACUUACUUGUCCCAAGAUGCAUCUGAACCUGGAGAAUGGGCAAGUCACUGUCCGGGCAAUUGAACGGGUGCCUGUUGAAGGCACAUGGGUGGAGUAUCGCUGCAAUCCUGGCUUUUACCUAGUGGGCAGUCCCCGCAGCAAUUGCACCAAGGUGGGCCGCUGGAGCUCCACCAAACCUGUUUGCGAGUUGUGGCGUCCUCCUGUUUCCCGGUCUGGAUCAGGCAAGAAGAGGCUGCACAUCGGGGCGCUUUUCCCCAUGACCGGCGGCUGGCCGGGGGGCCAAGCCUGCCUGCCUUCCGCCCAGAUGGCCCUCGAGGACGUCAACAGCCGAAGGGACAUCCUGCCCGACUACGAGCUGCGUCUCGACCACCGCGACAGCGAG
Messenger RNA from Crotalus tigris (Tiger rattlesnake), 687 nucleotides. RefSeq names its product gamma-aminobutyric acid type B receptor subunit 1-like. The annotation marks the transcript as partial. The record is from RefSeq and is a predicted model, not a curated record. The transcript is spliced from 6 exons. Lineage: Eukaryota; Metazoa; Chordata; Lepidosauria; Squamata; Viperidae.